Molecule: messenger RNA, 1189 nt
Organism: Canariomyces notabilis
Lineage: Eukaryota; Fungi; Ascomycota; Sordariomycetes; Sordariales; Chaetomiaceae
Exons: 7
Coding region: 302-1018 (238 amino acids)
Source: RefSeq, a predicted model, not a curated record
AGGGGUCAGGCUCGGCUGGCUUUUAACAUGUUGUCUAGAAUAAUGCCUUUUCCUCUCCCUCGGACUUUGAUAGCAUCUGUCCGAAUACUUUUGGUUUAGCUCUUCUCCGAAUGGAAAUCAAAUGACGCAUACCCCCGGCUGAUAUGGAUCCUCGGAAUGCACACGUCGGAUGCCAAGGGGUUAACCAAACGUACUGUACUGUACAUGGAGUGCUCUUUUGGCCCUGACCCCAAAUCUUGAACGGCCUCUUUCCGACUGGGCACGAGAAUUUCUAGAUCAAGAUUGGCCAGAGCCAUGUGAAAUGUUGAGGGUGGCGGACCGUGUGCAUGUCCGACUGUCUCGGAGCCAGGGGCCUUCUUGGCAUUGGCUACAUCAACGUCUUAUGUACCUACAUACACUUAUUUACAUACUCCGUACAUGGUUCCCUGAAUGCACAAGACAGCCAAAAGGAAACGAGGGCAAACUUCUCAUCUGCGCCAAAGAAACGGUUUUCCUUAAAGCGAAGGCUGGGCGGGAAGCGAGAUGUCAUACUCCGUACCCUGAAUGUCAUCACCAACCGCAAUCUCUCCCGGCAGCGGCCUUUGGCAAUGCUGUGGGAACCCAACCGUGCAGAACUAUACACAGUAACAAGUGGUUGGGGGAAAAAUCGUUAAGGGCAGCACACCACCGGCGAGUCCCUUCGUCCCGAUUCCCUGGUCUCUGGGUAUCCGAGACAACCUCCCUGCUUGACUGGCCAAUGGCCAUGGGAUGCUCUCAAGCCACGGUGCCACAGGGCAAGCUAUGGUUGAUCCCGUUACCCAUCUUUGAUCAAGCCAUGUGCUCCCCAACCUUACCCUUUCCCUUCCCACCGUUGGCCUGGGUAGCCAUCGGCUCGGAAGCUCUCGCUCUCCAAGUAAGCUAUGGCAUUGCUCGUGACAAAGCACCUGCUUGCAUAAACUGUCUCCCGGUGCACAUUCUGGGGUGUGGCGCAACCUCUUUGCUUGCCGUAUAUGUGUAUGGUAUCGACUUAGUACUGUAGCUUUAUCUCGCUUUGUUCUAGACGUGCGGCAAGUCAACUUGCUCGGGGGUGAUGUUUCAUGCCCAAGUUGCGCGCUUGUAUCUGUUAGACACUCCUAAGGUGUGCCAUUGGGCGAGACCGAGCGGAAAGGAGAGCACUGCAUUGCCAGAAUAUAUUUACUUGUCCCCGAGC